Messenger RNA from Dermacentor silvarum, 1170 nucleotides. RefSeq lists its product as uncharacterized. Lineage: Eukaryota; Metazoa; Arthropoda; Arachnida; Ixodida; Ixodidae. Bases 1 to 327 code for a protein of 108 amino acids. The transcript has 5 exons. The record is from RefSeq and is a predicted model, not a curated record.
AUGGGGAACGAGCUGGCGUGCGGUCAGUUAAAUGAAGUCACGGUCUCGUUCGCCUUAAGUUUAUCGGACACCGUGACGCAGCGAUCCGGGAACCCCCACUUUGUGCGCCAGCACCUGCACUCCAGGAUUAGAAACACGGGGUCUGUGGCUACUUUCUCAAGCGGCCACUUCCUUGUUGUCAGCUUUCGCCAGCAGGCCAAGAACAAUACCGUUCAGGGGCAGCAACGCGGGCGGAUGACCUUCUUGUACAUUUCUUGUGCAUUCGGAUGGAAGGUGGGGAAGGAAGAAUUAGUCGAGAUGCGGUACGUUGUCAAAUUACAUGGCUAGAGUCCGCGCAGCAACAACUCCCUAUAGACCCGUGACGAAGACGCCAUCCUGCAGUCGACUGAACCAACUACGACACGAAAACGCCCACUUCCCCCCUCCCCCUUUCCCCUCCCAACGCCAUUGUGCUUCGCCGUCACCAAUGAAGGACGUUUGAUCAACCCUUCCGUUAGUCAUUGACCUGCACCUAAAUCACCAUUGUAGGUCGCCAUCACGGCUUGCCGACCGCCAAUUACUUUGCGAAUCCGGGCAACCAUCUUUUUGCCUCGGUGCUACAGAGCUGAAGGAGUCUCAGACGUCGACGUCCUACGAACGCCUUUACACGAAACCGCUUCCAGAGAACCCAAGGGAGAAAAGCCAGGCACUGAAAAAGCAACAGCAAUCAUCGCGCCGUGCGCCUCCGAAGCAAUCAAGUUGGCACGCAGGCUUUUUGCCUCGUAUAUAGAUAGCUCGGCGCACUUUGCCUAUGACAUGAAGGCGAAUAAUUACGCGGCGCAGUCAAGCGUGCCUACCCGUUGCCGUCACUGCGUUAUAAACACGGCCAUGUAAGCGGAGAGAUGAUGAACAGAAUGGGAGAGCUGUCGCGUAAUCCAAUAAGUUCCGCGUAUCCUACUGGACGCUACUGUUCCUGACCUCUAAUUGGUACACGAGAGUCUAUUAGCGACUCCAUCUCUCCUGUUCAGACAGGCUGGGUGUCGUGCAACUGACAUUGUGUAUAGAAGGGCAUGAUGUCCAAAUAGAGGCCUUAUAAAGAAAUAGUGCACCACGUUAGUGUGUUGCAGAGCUUAAGGCCUGUGGGAGUCCGUAUCGCGCAGUUUGGUUUCUAUACCGCAUAGGCUGGUGUAA